Eucalyptus grandis is the source of this 888-nucleotide messenger RNA. RefSeq names its product protein disulfide isomerase-like 5-1. Gene Ontology annotation, cellular component: endoplasmic reticulum. Lineage: Eukaryota; Viridiplantae; Streptophyta; Magnoliopsida; Myrtales; Myrtaceae. The coding region runs from base 106 to 552 and encodes 148 amino acids. The record is from RefSeq and is a predicted model, not a curated record. Gene Ontology annotation, molecular function: protein disulfide isomerase activity. Gene Ontology annotation, biological process: protein folding. The transcript has 5 exons.
UCCUCCUUGACCAUCUCAUUAGCGGCGUCUUUGAUCUACAGGCGCGAGAGGCUUUGGGAACGAAAACGAACGAUCUUUGCAUCGGCCGCUUUGGAAUCGUCAGCCAUGAGGGGGAAUCGGUGCGCGGUGCUUGUAGUGGCGUGGGUUCUCCUUUUCGGCAUAGCGAGUCGUGCUGCCGAAGCCGAGGUCCUCACUCUAACGGCCGACACUUUCUCCGACAAGAUAAAGGAGAAGGACACUGCUUGGUUCGUGAAGUUUUGUGUUCCGUGGUGUAAGCACUGUAAAAAUCUGGGGUCGCUGUGGGAGGACCUUGGCAAGGAGAUGGAAGGUGAAGAUGAAAUAGAGAUCGGAGAGGUUGAUUGCGGAACCAAUAAGCCAGUCUGUUCCAAAGUUCACAUUCAUUCUUAUCCUACUUUUAAGGUAUUCUACGAUGGAGAAGAAGUUGCAAAAUAUCAAGGUCCAAGAAAUGUUGAGUCACUUAAAACAUUUGUUCUAGAAGAAGCAGAGAAGGCAGCAGCCAAGGCUCAGCUUGGUGAUGAGCAGGAUUUAUGAUUAGAAGUCAUUGAGUCAUCACAACUUACAACUGGGGGAGACCACCUGCCAUCGGUGAACAGAAAGAUAUUUCGGAGUACUGACACCAGCAGAGCAAUUAUUAUGUACUCUUUUUGAUAUGUUGCCUUCGAUUUCCCUUUUAGUGUGAUGGGCAUUACAGUUGAUAGCUUGCGGAGAAUGUAUAGGAUAGCGAUAAUGAGGCUAUUUUAUAUCUGACCAGUCACAUUAAGUCUUUUUUUCAUUCAUUGUAUCCUCUGAUGUUACCAUUGUUAAUCUGAUACUAGUUUACGAUGAAAAAUUAUUGUAUCUGUACUAGCAAUUGCUUUCAUCUUUUAA